AUGUCCGACUCGGAGGACGCUACAAUGACCAUUCCCUGCGUAGUUGUCACAAGCAGUGACGGCACCUUUAAAGAGGAAGAAAUGAUAAAGCAAAUUCUCGGUUCGCAAACGUUGCCAGAAGCGACCAAAUGUGAACAAGCAGUAGUAUGGUACCCGUGGACCAUCAAUAACAAGUAUUACACAGCAGAUGUCCGGCUAUGUGUCGUUCCCAGCACUUUUCAAAUGUCAGCAGAGAUUGCACAGUCCAUGCAGGCUUUCAUUGCUUAUUUUGAUAGUACACAGAAGGAUGGUCUGGAAAAGCUUCGUCCGUGGAUCUCUGUGGUAGAGGACAUCGCUCCAGAGGUGCUCAUUCUAGUGUGUGACAGAGUUUGUGAUGACGGUGUAAGCAGACGUGAAGCGCAGCAGUGGUGUUUGUCGCACAGCUUUGAGCUGGUGGAGCUUAAUCCUCUGGAGUUGCCUGAUGAAGAUGAUGACUUUCCAGAAUCCACAGGGGUAAAAAGAAUUGUGCAAGCUCUCAAUGCAAAUGUAUGGACCAGUGUGGAGAUGAAGGAUGGGAAUAGUCAGAGCUUUGGAUUCAUGAGUAGUUUGGUGGCUGCACGACACAACAACCCUCGCAGCUGUCAAGAGCCACAAUCUUCUAGUCUGACAGCAGAGGGCACACUUGUUAACGAAGUGGAUUGUCAGACACGGAGAACCAGCUCACAGGAGAACGUGGCUGUUGAUGCAAUGACCAAUCUGGAUAUUCAGGAGCUUGCAAAUCUCACAGCUGGUGAUGCAGAUGUGGAUAACUUUGAACGCCUCUUCACCAAAUUAAAAGAGAUGAAAGACAAAGCUUCAUCAUUACCUCAUGAGCAAAGAAAAGUUCAUGCAGAGAAGGUUGCAAAAGCAUUUUGGAUGGCAAUUGGUGGUGAUAAUGAUGAGAUAGACGGCUUAUCAUCAGGUGAGGAAAGCUAA
Molecule: messenger RNA, 954 nt
Organism: Nerophis lumbriciformis (worm pipefish)
Lineage: Eukaryota; Metazoa; Chordata; Actinopteri; Syngnathiformes; Syngnathidae
Source: RefSeq, a predicted model, not a curated record